Molecule: messenger RNA, 1059 nt
Organism: Durusdinium trenchii
Lineage: Eukaryota; Dinophyceae; Suessiales; Symbiodiniaceae
Source: the annotation of a GenBank genome assembly
AUGAGCGAGCCACCACUAGCGCUGGCAUCCCGUCAAUGGUCUUGCGCUAGCUUGCUUCGAGGGCGAUCCUACCUUUUAGAGCAACAGUCCCAAAAUGCCAAGAUGACUUUUGACGAUGUACUUGAGGGGCGUCCUGAGGCUGCGAAGGGUCACCUUCAUGAACUUGAGAAGAAGCGAUCGUCAUCAGCUCCUCCGACACCUACCCCUACAACAAAAGAGCCCACUCGGCGUGUUGCUCCGACUGGUGGCGCCAGGUCUUCAAACGAGACUACAUUUGGACCUGCCAUCUUGCAGCAUUUCCAAUUUUGUGAGGUGGCGGAGCCCGAAGAAGAGCGAAAGACGGGCACAGAGGACCCUUGUGUUCCACUUGCAGACAUCGAUGACAAGAAAUCGCUCGAGAAGCUCUCUGCUGCCCUGAAACGCUUGUGCUGUCCCAAGAAAAGCUCCGGGAAACUUGAGGUAAGCCCUGAGGUACACAAGCAGAGGGACAAAUAUGAGAAGGACGUCAAAGAAUAUUGGGUUGACAUCAAAACGACGGGAGGGCUAGAGAACGAACACUCAGAAAUGCUGAUCGACAGCACCUGUGGCGAGGGUGAUGCUGGGAGCUUCGAUCUGGGCAUCACAGACUCGACAUCCCUGACCCAGGGGAUGCCAGAGGACGAAGGGACUGACCAUGACUUGGAGGAGGUUGAUGAUAACGCUAGUUCCAAGUCGAAAGGGUGUCGACGUGACGACUGUGCUGUCGACAACGUUGGUGAAGUCAUGAAGAACCUGCUCAAGACCCAGGCCAAAUGUGAGAUGAUGGUCCAGAGACUUGAGGAAGAGAAGUCACCAGAGGGCAAAAGGAGCCUCGAUCAAAUGCAGAAAUACUGCAAGAAUAUGAUCGCUCUGCAUGACAAGUUGGCUGAUCUUAAAUCGUUCUUUGAUGGUGAGAAGCUUCAGGAUGAGUCCAAGCUUGAUUCGAAGACUCUAGGCCUUAAGCUUCCAAACCAUUUCAGGAAUAGGCCGACUUCGAGGGCUUUGAUGGAGGAAGUCAAAAUCAAGAAGCCUUGGCCCUAG